Messenger RNA from Caenorhabditis angaria, 2858 nucleotides. Lineage: Eukaryota; Metazoa; Nematoda; Chromadorea; Rhabditida; Rhabditidae. The record is from the annotation of a GenBank genome assembly.
AUGGGUUUUCUAAGGUAACACCCAAAAGUGUUUAAUGUUUGUUUUGAAACAAAAUUCAUGUAUUUAUAACGCUGAUAAAAUCGUUCAAUUGAACUCAUCGUUAUCAAAUGUACACGAGACGCGCCCAAAACACUGCACAAAAAUUUUGAAAAAAAGUCACACUGAAGUUUUUUCCAAGAAAAAUGCGUUAUUUUUAGUGAAAAACUAAUUUUUCUUCUUUUUUUGCUCGGCGGUCUGAAAAAAUCAAUUUUCACACUGUUCAAAAAUUUUUUGAAAUUAUUUCCACACUGUACAAAAUGAUUGUUCGAACAUCUCUCGUCAGGUGUGCAAAUGUACAAACUAAAUACAAUUUCUUUGUGUCAAUCUUUUUAAAUUGUUCAUAUUAUUUUUUUAAGUUCAGUUAGCUCAAUGUCAAAACGCCAAGAUUUGCAAGGUGUUAGAGGAUUGGCAAUUCUUUCAGUUUUAGGAUUUCAUUUUUAUCCAGACAUUUUUCCAAAUGGUUAUUUAGGCGUUGAUCAGUAAGUGUUUUCUCUUUUUAAUGUGGAAAGCCUUUGAAAUUUUCAGAUUCUUUGUAUUAUCUGGAUUUUUAAUGUGUAUGCUGUUAGUUCGAAGCAAAAAUUCUACAAAUUUUGAUAUUCUCACUACAUUCUAUUCGAGAAGAUUCAAACGAAUUCUACCCUUAUAUUUUCUAAUUAUUUGUUUUGCAUUAAUUUUCUUGUAUAUAAUUUUUCCUGAUUCUGCAAUUAGUAUUAAUCAAGAUGCUGCAUCAAAAGCUAUAAUAUUUAUGUCAAAUCAACCAAAAACAGUAGAUGAGGAAUAUUUCAAAAUGGUAAGUUUUGAAACUUUUGAAGUUCCUACGAAUUUUUUUUUUAUUUGUUAGUUGGAAUUGGCUAUAAAUAUAUUUGCACACACAUGGUCGCUAUCCGUUGAAAUACAAUUCUAUUUUAUAAUUCCUAUUUUAUUCAUUAUUUUCAAAAAUUAUUCGAUCAAAACACAGCUGUUUUAUUAUUCAAUUAUUGGUAGGUCUUUGUGAAACUUCAAAAGAAUUUUUCCAGCAGAUUUAUAAAAAAUUGAAAAAAAAAUAAUCUUUGAAUCACAGGUAUUGCUUCUUUCUUGUUCAAUGUGCAAUCCCCACCUGAAAUUGCUUUUAACAAUGUUUUCGCGAGAAUUUGGCAGUUUUUAUUAGGAUUUUCAAUAUAUUUUUUGGAUUCAAGUCCAACUGAUCUCCCAUUAAAUGAUUAUACUCCGCAUCAUAAUCCGGAUAUGUCACAAUACCCAAAAUAUGUAUCUCUGAUCACGAUGACUUAUAUCAAUUUCACAUCUAUAUUUCUUCCAGCAUUUUUUGUUAGGUAGGAAACUUAUUCAAAUGAUAAUAAUAAUAAUAAUAAUAAAACUCUGAUUUUUAUAGGCCGAUGGUUACAAUUUUGACAUCAAUUGUGAUUUUGUACUCCAGAGAUGAUGCAUUUCUUUCUAAUAAAGUAUUGGUGUACAUUGGUGAUAUUUCGUUUUGCCUUUAUUUAAUUCAUUGGCCAGUCUAUGCAUAUUGGAAACUCACCAUGAGUCAUAAUCAAAUAGGUUGGAAUCAAAAAAUUAUUUUUUUUUCAAACAAAAAGAUUUUCAGCGUUGGUGUUAUUGUUGAUUGCAUCAGUCAUAGUAUCAACAAUUGUUUUUGAAACUUUUGAGAAAUGGUAUUUGAAAUUGACGAAUGCUCAAAUCACAAUCCUGAUUUCAUCAUUUUUCAUAUGCAGUAUCUUAUUAAUUAACAAAGAUAGCAUAAUUAUCCAAGAAGAGUUACAAGCUUCAAACCAUACAACAUAUUUCAAAGUGUUGGAGAAUAUGACAGUUGACGAUGCAAUAAAGUACAAUAAGAAAUGGUCUGAUCAAGAUUCAAAAACGCUAUUUCAUUCAAAUUGUAAAUAUUCUUUCAAUACACAAUUCAAAUGGUGCAAUUUUACGGUAAGUUCCAUUAAAAAACUGACAUUUGCCUUUAAUUUUGGAAAAAUUAUAGAAAAACAUUUCAGGAUUACGAGAAAAAAGGAAAAUCAAACAUUUUGAUUUUCGGUAAUAGUUGGGCUGCAAAUCAUGCGAAAUUGAUUUUUGAAGAAUGUAGCCAUAAAGCAAAAAAUAUGGUUCUAGGUGCAACUUUUGGUAAGUGGAGAAUUUCUAUGAAAUUUUGAAAAAUGGAAUGUUCAGGUUGCGAAGUGUUGUUUCCAACGCGAAAUUUGACUGCUUGCUAUCAAAAUUUGGAACAAAUGGAUCAACAUGUUAAAGAUGCCAAUGCUGAUUAUGCAUUUAUGAUUUCAAGGUUAAUAUUUUUCAAUUAUGUCUUUUGAACUGUAAAAAAAUGUUUUUCAGAUAUUUAUCUUCUGAUGGUAAUUUCACAAACACUGAUUUGAAAAAAGACAAAAUAUUUAUAAGAAUGAAAUUACAACUAGCCAAAUAUAUGAAAAAUAUCAAAAAGAAAAUAUUUUUUAUUGAUGCAAUUCCUCCGAUUGACAGUAAAGUUAUACCAAAAAUCGGACCUAUGUUGAACAAUGGAACAAGUAUACCGGAUGUGAAUGUGAGUUUUUUCCGUUUUUAUUGUUAUUUUAGAAAUUAUUUUUUUAUUUUUCUAGAAACUUCUGGUGAAAAUGGAUUCAUAUGAAAGAGUUCGUAAGAGAAAUGAAAAAUUGUUGGAAUUUUGUGGGAAGAAAUGUGAGAGAGUUGAUUAUUUCAGUCAUUUUUAUAAUAAUGAAACAAAACAAUUUCAUUAUUUUGAUAAUCUUGGAUUUAUUUAUCUAACAACUGUUAAUCAUUUUUCGCCUUACGGUUUGGAAUAUCUACGGGAUAUUUAUAGUAAUAUUUGUCAUAAAUUGUGA